AAAACAAUCCUAAAGGUUCUACGCUACAUCUUGCAAAGUCUGACUAGCGGCGGCCACCGCAGAAGCAAAGGAUGCUCCAAGUAGAUUCUGGAAGAGGAAGAAAAAAUAAAAACUAAAUUAAUAAAGGUCGUCACCCCCUUCAGGAAAGCAAGCUGCAGCUGCAUCUGUUUGGCUAUGCAAACGAGGUAGCUUGGAAAGAAUAAACACAGGCUAGAAAGAAUAAACCGUUAGGCAAGUCUCGAUAGGAAACGUGUCUGGGGCAUGCUUUGGUGUCCAGGAUAUAUUGCAUUGUCAGUUCCACCUUCUCCUCUGUUUUGCAUUGCACAUUUAUUAUUUGUGUUUUUUUCAUUAAGUUUGUUGCACUUAUUUAUACAGAAGUGGAAUGUGCUGUUAUAAGAAAAUGAAGAGAAUUCUACAGUCUGGACAUUCAUUCAGCAUGGGAAAGUUUGAGUUUCUUUAAAAGACAACAGCUUCUUAAAAAGACGCGAAAGAAUUUGGACAUCCUUGUACUGUAAUUGGGAAAACUGAAGGCGCUAUAUUGAAAUUACCAUUGGUGAAUGGUGGCUGUUGCCUUGCAAACUAUUCACUAAUGAUUUGCAUUUGUAAGUGUUAUUCGCCACCGUUUGCAAGGACUGAUAAAAAUGUGUAACGGUAUUGGAACGAAUUAUUCAAAGGAAGGAUAAAACCGUGUUUGGGCCGUUUCCGUGGUUGCAAAUCUGGAAUAUAUAUAGGGCUGCCAGAAAGCUAUAUGAAGCUUACUCAGUUCUAAAAUAAGCACAACCGCGUAAAAGGAUAUGAAUAUCAAUGUUUCAUUUUUAUUACCCAUGGAGGACAAAGGAAUAUGAUCUUUUUGACUAAUUUAAUACAACGUAUGCAUUGAUCAGUGUCAUUGUACUCGUGUAAUGCAUGUGAGAAUGUGAUCCAGUUCCUUGUUUUGUCUGUAUUACAAUUUCAUCAGUGGAAUUUUUAAAAACUGGAUUUGGUGGUCAUUGUACUCAAUUUGGAUGCAAAAAGAAAAACAUUACUGCUAACCUUAAUUAAUAUGAUGUAAGAAAACAAAGACAAUAUGUACAGAAAGGAGGAACAAUAAGACAGAAAGACGGUAUUAAAGCCACGUACAUUUUUAUGUUAAACACAUUUGGUGGAUGUGUGGGUCAUUUAAUUCGUAUUGUACACAUUCUUUACGCGUUUGAGUGGGAACUGGAAAGAUAAACGUCGAAAAGCCAUCAACCUGGGAGGAAUUUUAUUGCUGUUGGAUGAAAAUGUCAUGAAUUGUAUGAAAUGGAAGGAAUGAUACAUUUGGUCAUUGGCUCUGAGGUCGUCUGCUCCAGGACCUCUUGGUUUACCCGAGCCUACAGCGCCUUCUUACUGGGGUCGGUGGUGCUGGUUUCCGUGGCAACAAGCUCACCUGUAUCCGAUGAACAUCUUAUUGGAUAUAAUUAUUCAUCAUACUUAUCAGUUAGGAUUGAAGAGGAAACAUCUGUACCAACAGAUACGCUGCACAAUGCCUUAACAGCACACCCAACUGGAGCUCAAGUAAAAACAACAUUACCACAGCUAGACGGUACUUUGGGAGUCCCAUCUAAAUUUGCAGAGGAAAACGUCAGUAAUACACAAAGGACAGGCACCACUGGAUUGAGUCUGUCACCUUCAGUGAAUUCUAGGCCAUUAACUUCCACAGCAUCCUCUGCUUCUUUGCCUUCUGUUGGUCCUACCAGUCAAAAGAGCAUGUCUACGUUCACCAAAGGACUUACCGAAUCCCCAGUUCAGUCUGUGGGAUCACUUAAAAGUCCAGUGACAGCUUCAAGUGAACAACUUCAUAUUGCUUCUUCUAGUAUUCCCAGUCAUCGGUUUUUAGAAAUGGUUGGAGAUCCCCCUUUGUUAAGAACAAGUCUUCCGUUAGAAACUUUCUCAGAUUAUUACACUGUAGAAGCUCCAAGCACAACACCAGGCUUAAGUGAUAGAAUAGUAGGUACUAAUAUACCUAAUGAAGGACCAAGUAGCUUAAAACCCCUGAUGCUGUUUGCAAGUUCUGUGCCUUUCCUCAGACCGUACACUAUUUUGGUAACUGAAUUGCUGACUCUAGUUCCAACAAAAGAAUUAUAUCCUGCUGAGUCGAUAGAGACUGAUUUUGGAUCCGGGGAUUAUCUAGAGACAAUGACAUUAAUACGCUCAGAGGUGGAUGAACUCUCACCUUUUACCAGUUUACCUGUUGACAUGUAUGGUGUAGAGGAAUCCAGCACAGAGGUCUAUGACACAUCAUUCCCUUUAAGGCCUGUUCUGUCACUGUCUUCGCUGUAUAUUGCAACUGUGGAGUCAGCUUUGGAUUUUUCAAGCAGUUAUGAUGCAGGCCUUAGAACCAUUGAUCCUACAUCUGUUUAUUCCUCCCACAGGCACACUUCACUGGACUUAGUAGGCCUUCCAGAAUAUGACAUCUCUGAUAACGAUCAUUCAGACUGGAAUGACGAACCUUUCCCCAUAGAACCGACUGAACUUCUACUACCUGACAUGAAUAGUUUGGAGUAUUAUUCUACUUUACUAGCCAUAGAAAACGCAAGUUUAUCAAAACAAAAAAACAAUCGUAAUUCCACAGAGCACACAGGCCACGUAUCAUCAGCAUCAGUAAAGGUACCUGGUGUCGUACCGACAGGAUUAUUAGUAACAGACACUAGUCACCUGUUUACGUCACUUACCGUUAAAUCAAGUGAUAUGUCAUCUUUGCCUUCCCUUGAAUCAAGCACAUUGUUUUCAAUAGCAGUUUCAUCUUUUGAACCAAGUAGCAGCACUUCAUUUAUAAACUCAUUAGACCCAUUCAGUCCUCUAGUGUCAGAGACUUCAAGCCUUAACAUAUCAGACUUUGUUAAUAUGGAGACUUCAGGCUAUGAUUCAUUCACGAUUUCUCCACCACAGACUUCUAUCUUUGACACAACACCCACAUCCUCUUUGGUGGAGCCUUUGGUGGUGCAGACCCAUGCAGGCGACUUAUCAGCUUCUCUUUGGGACAGCUGGGUGGAAUCUACUGCAGCACUGGAUCAUUUUGUAUCAUCCAACAAAACAGCUGUUCCUCCUGCAGCACUGCCAACUUCAGAAGUGGAGACCACACCCAGUACAAGCAGUGCUUUCAAAGAAGAGUCCAUUUUGACUUCAUCGUUUUUCUCUGUUCAGCCCACCACACGGCUGCCAGAUAUCUUUUCUAGUUCCAUUUUGAAUGAUGUCACCCCCUUCCUCACUGCCCAGUGGUUUGCUCCAUCCUCAGUUGGAAUCCCUGUGAGCAGCCUUUCUGAGAUAUCCGUGUCGGCCAUGUCUGUGUACAUUUCUCCUUCUCCCACUGAGCUUACCUCUGUUAUACCUACCCCGUCUCCCCCGCCUGUGACACCCAUGACAAAUCACAGCACUAACAUUGAAACUAAUCCAACAGAAAACACUGUGACUUCAGUAACUGAUUCUACUACAGUAACCACCAGAAACACAGACUCUGCUGCAGCUACAGCAGCCAUUCCCACCACAACCACAGUUACUAUUUCAAACUCUACACCCAUCACUGAAACAACAACAACAACAACAACAACAACAACCACCACCACCACAACAACCCUGCCUUACCUUUGUGACAUCACCAUGUCAGACUUGUAUAUAGUCAGAUUAGGUCUUGCCAAGGGAGCACAGCUGGAGAACGCAAAAGCAUAUAUGAAAGAGGCUCUGAGUGUUCAGUUCAACCGCUCAGUUAAUCUGAAGGUGCUGAAUCCUCCCCCAGAUCUCACCAUUCUGGUUACUUCAGGUCCUAUUGUCUACACAGCAAUAGCUGUCAUCAAUGCCUUGCAUCCGUCUAUAAGGGAUACCUCUCCCAUUGCCUCUCUUAAUGCAUUAUCUGCAGUGCCGGACCACCAGUUCCAGGUUCACACAGUACUUCAAUUUGUCCCUAACCACGUUGAUGUGAGGUUUUGUAACUUCAGCGAACGCAUUGAGCAAGGAUUGACAAUGGCAUUCUCAGAAGUACGAAGAAGAUACCGGGAAACGACCAGGUUCACUGUGCACGUCUUAAACAUAACCACAGAUGUGUCUGAUGCGGGGAGACUGCUGAGGAGUCCUGUGGAUAUUACCUUUGCCAUUCAAGAUUCAUUUGGUUUCCUGAAUGGCUCAGACGUGAGCAACCUCAUGAGGAUUUUAAACACCGUGGAGUUCAGCUUCUAUCUGGGCUUUCCAGUGCUACAGAUAGCAGAACCUUUUCACUAUCCAGAGCUCAAUGUGACUCACCUACUGAGGUCAUCGUGGGUGAAAACAGUUGUUCUAGGUGUCUAUGAGCAGGGAGCAAAUGACAAGAAGUUUCAGGCUGAGAUGGAGCGCAAGUUAGCCCAGCUGCUGGCAGAGGUCCUGGGUCCAAGCAGGCGAUGGAGGAGAGCCACCAACGUGGGAAACAACAGUGUGCAGAUUGUAAAAAUGUCAAGGAUUGAAGGCAUUGACAACCCCCUGGAGUUGAUCUACUUUGUGGAGGGUCAGAAUGGAGAGAGGCUAAAUGCUGUCAGUGCUUCCAGCCUUAUAAACCGGAUUGACCUCCAGAGAGCUGCCAUCGUCCUGGGCUAUCGAGUACAAGGCACACUGGCCCAGCCAGCUGUGGAGAAGAUUAGUGCUCCUCCAUCUGAGACCCAGAACAACAACCUGUGGAUCAUCGUGGGGGUGGUGGUGCCGGUGAUAGUGGUCGCCAUUAUAAUCAUCAUUCUGUACUGGAAGCUCUGCAGGACCGACAAGCUGGAGUUUCAGCCAGACACCAUGAGCAACGUCCAGCAGAGACAGAAGCUGCAAGCCCCCAGUGUGAAAGGGUUUGAUUUCGCUAAGCUGCACCUCGGGCAGCAUAAUAAAGAUGACAUCCUGGUCAUCCAGGAGCCAGCUCCACCCCCGAUGCCUGUAAAGGAAAUGACUCCGUCAGAGAAGGGCGACGUCCCCAGCCCCAGAUCCAAGACCUCUUCAAAACCCUGCAGAGGAGACCGGCGACGAGGCAGAAUUUCCCCGUCUGAUGCUGAGUCUACAGUAAGUGAGCCGUCCAGCGGGAGAGAAUCAGCUGAAGAGUCCAUGAGGGCCUCUGUGACCAAGAGUGAGACCAAACAACAGCGCAAAGUAGCCAAGAAUGGACCACCACAAAGCAAUGGCACAGAAGAACAGCUGUCGUCUGCUUCUAUUUUCGAUCAUGUGGACAGGAUUUCACGGUCUUCAGAAGCCAGCAAACGCCUUCCCAACAAGAUCCAGCUGAUCGCCAUGCAGCCCAUGCCAGCACCUCCAAUACACAACCCAGUCGUCACGGAAACCUCCAAAAUAAAUAAAGAGAUUCAGACAGCACUUAGGCAUAAGUCAGAGAUUGAACACCAUCGCAAUAAGAUCCGACUGAGAGCCAAGAGAAAAGGGCACUAUGACUUUCCAGUCAUGGAUGACAUCGGAGUCACCGACACAAAGGAGAGCAAGCGGAUCUACGAAAAAGCACAGCUGCAGAUUGACAAGAUCCUGAACCCAGACAUCCACGUCCCCUCUCUGUUUCUAGAAUCCAGGAAGAGUUCAAGAGGAAAACGUUCUCCAAAACAGAGAAGGAAGAACCAAGUAAACGGCAACCUGCUUGAGGCAGACAAGGACAGACUGCUAACCACAGACAGUGACGGGACCUACAGGAGGCCCCCAGGAGUCAACAACGUGGCUUAUGUUUCAGACCCUGACCAGCCUCUGGAGCAGCACAGCCCCUCCCCUCAGGAGAAUGAGGUAUUCUCUAACUCCCCCACACACAGCCCCAUCCCUCCUCCCCCCUCGUACCUGCCCCCACAGCCCUCCAUUGAGGAGGCCCGGCAGCAAAUGCAUUCCCUCCUGGACGACGCCUUUGCCCUGGUGGCACCAAACAGCCACGGAAGCAAUGCUGGGAUCACACUGCCCGGGGUCACAGUCGCCCAGCACGACACCAGCCCGCCAGCGAGAACCAGCAGGGGCACCGGCACUGGACAGUGGGACUCACCUAACACACCUUGUCAGGGGCCCAGCCCUUUCUCAGCACGUUAUGCAGAGCUGGGAAUGUCUCCUCCAUCAGGACUAUUACAAAGGCAAGGCCUUGGUCCAGGGUAUCUACAGUCAAGCGAUCCAGGCCAGCAGGAGAGCUUGUAUUCCAGCAGAGGGCUCUACGGUGAAGACAUUCCUUCGUCCGCACGGCCUCGACCAGUAGGGGGCACUACAGGUGCACAGCUCCACCACCUGACACAGGUGGGACUGUCCAGUCGGAUGAGCUCCCACCCAGGACAGGUUCUGCCAGGGAGGGCAGCUUCAAACCAGCCAGGGGCCUCUGGGUGGGCUCCCUAUCGGACAGACGAAGAAUUCACAAGAAUGGGUCACCACAGGGACCCUGCACAGAUGCUUGGGUUCCCUGACUACUCCUCGUCCUCAAUGUUCCAGAUGCCCAGGACUGCGCUAAGGGAGCCCCUGGCUCCAGCGGCCCCCCUCCAGCACAGUGUUCUAGAACCUGUGGGGGCCGACGAACCCCCACCAGGCCACUCCUCAGCCUCCCUCAUCAAAGCAAUCCGAGAGGAGCUCAUGCGGCUUUCACAGAAACAGUCUGCGGUGCAGAGCUUCCACAGCUGAGCUGCCUCCUGUACACAACCACUCCCUCCUCCCCAACAAGGAAAUGCUUCCCAUGGAAGUUCCCAGUCGCAGAACCGGACCAUAUGUGAAGGUAUCUUUAUAGCAGUACUGGAACCAAAGUACAGUGCAAAACCACGCAAUACCCAGAUUACAGGUACAUGAUGCCCACCCACCCCGUUUGCUAAAUAUGGAUUGUUUUGUCGUAAUUCUGCAGUAGCUGCUCACCCAACAAGUUCAUGAGUUCUGCUCCCAGUUUCUGUAGCUGACUACCACAGUGCUAGCUCACAGUCUUUUGAGUCUCAUUUCAUAGUGUGGUGGAACUCAUCAUUGGCAACAGCGGCAUAACUUUUCUUGAAGGCAUCCCCAGAGUGCAAUGAUGGGGCUAGCUCUCUAACUACAGCUCAUUGCUUUUCAGGCCUAGGCAGAUGACCUCCAUAAUGGACAAUGUAGCAAGACCACUGUGUAAUGUGUCAACGUGGUGAUUGGAAUUGUUCGUAUUUUUGCAGCUACAAAUUGUUUGACGAAGAAAAAAAAGGUUCAAUAAUGCAUAUAUACAUAUAUGUAUUUUUUUCAAAUUUUUCUCCCUGCUAUACAAUAACUUCACUGCUUCAUAAUGAAUUAAAAAGACAAGACGGUUUGUUGUUCAAUCCCAAUUUUAUUGUAUUCAGUACAGGUCCUACAUAGCUACAUUUGAAAGCUACCUGAUUUUCCCUGGUGCUAAAAAUCAAGCUGUCUCAACACAAAGAACACAUUGCCUUUAUUCUUAAUGUCUGGGUAGCAUGGUAAUGAAACAUCAACACUCACAAUUAACCUGAGUGUGAUUUCAGACACGAAAAGGUUACAAGGCCUCAGUGUCUUUAACUCACUGUAAAUUCUUCUCGAGUAGAUCAGUGUCUAAUUAUACACAUCAGACUUAACCUAAACAGGCCUUCAGCUUACAUACAAUAUAGCACAAUAUGACAUGUUCAUUAUUCAGGUAAAAACAAGAGACUUGACGGCGCUUUGAGUUAUGGUUAUGAUGAUGCUGAUCAGUUACCAUAUAAGAGAAAGCAUAUGCCAACUUUGAAGGUAAACUUUUGUACAGAAACCCUGUUUUAAUGUCUUGAGCAAUAGUUUCCAACAGUCAACAUGUACAAAAAUUAUUUUUACACUGUAGGUCGCGUGAUAGUUUUCUCAGCUGUAUUUCACAUGCAUAUCUUAAUCAUUUCUGUUGCAUAUAGUCCGUUUCUGUUUUCUGGAAAAUGUACAUUGGUGUUUCCAAUGGGAAACCCAGAGAUGUGACAGGGGCUGUAAAGUGACUCCUUUAGGAGGCUGACACAAAUGUAUUUAUUUAUUUUUGUCCUUUUUUUUUAAUGAAAUUGUAACAUUGGUGGAAAUUUCUUUGGAAUCGGUUACACUGAGGGACAUAAGAUGAAGAGUAGUGUUUGUGUAUUUGUUUCACUGGCCAUCUGCAUAAAGCCUAUUGGCUAACUAACAAUUACAUAAUUAUAUUGGAAUGCUGGGCUUUGGUCUGUAACUAUACUACUUCUCUGAUAAAUGGAGUGAGCUCAUCCUGUGCAAUUGACAUCUGGAAUUGUUGCACUUCUGUGAAAUAUGAUAGAACGCAAAUCACUUUUUAUUUAAUUUCUACUGACACUGUAUAAUUGGACAUUUUCAAAAAGCCUUGCAUUAAAAAAUGGCCAUCAAGUUUAAAUCAGCAAGCAUACUGGAGAGACAGUGUAACUGGAUACAGACAUGCCUCUUGCACCUCGCUAAACAGGGCAGGAAAGGUCAGAAGGUAGGAAACAGUUGAAUAUAGGGAGUACAUUA
Molecule: messenger RNA, 8415 nt
Organism: Polyodon spathula (Mississippi paddlefish)
Lineage: Eukaryota; Metazoa; Chordata; Actinopteri; Acipenseriformes; Polyodontidae
Product: UPF0606 protein KIAA1549-like
Exons: 20
Coding region: 1282-6606 (1774 amino acids)
Source: RefSeq, a predicted model, not a curated record